Alternaria infectoria is the source of this 4554-nucleotide messenger RNA. RefSeq lists its product as uncharacterized. Gene Ontology annotation, cellular component: cytoplasm. Lineage: Eukaryota; Fungi; Ascomycota; Dothideomycetes; Pleosporales; Pleosporaceae. The record is from RefSeq and is a predicted model, not a curated record. The coding region runs from base 1 to 4554 and encodes 1517 amino acids. Gene Ontology annotation, biological process: protein phosphorylation. The transcript has 5 exons. Gene Ontology annotation, molecular function: protein serine/threonine kinase activity; ATP binding.
AUGGUCUCACACCCCUCCCGACCGGCGCACGCAGCCUCGAACUCGCGCUCGUCGCAGCCCUCCGCCCCGACCGCCAGCACGCCGGGCCACGCGAAGAAGUCGUCGUCGUCGUCCAACCACAAUGGCCAGCCCCGCGAGCGCGACCAGCGACCGAGCAGAGAGGGCACCGCGCAAAAGGCCGCCCAGGGCGUGGAUGGCCUCAAGGACUUCCAGCUGGGCGACUGCCUGGGCAAAGGCGCAUUCGGCAGCGUGUACCGCGCCCUCAACUGGGGGACUGGCGAGGCCGUCGCCAUCAAGCAGGUCCGCCUCGAGAACCUGGGCACCGCCGACCUCAAGAACAUGGAGAUGGAGAUUGACCUGCUCAAGAACCUGAACCACCCCAACAUCGUCAAGUACAACGGCUUCGUGAGGAGCUCCGAGAGUCUGUACAUUAUUCUGGACAUCUGCAAGAACUUUGGAAAAUUCCCCGAAAACCUCGUCGCGCUGUACAUGUCGCAGGUCCUCCACGGGCUCCUCUACCUCCACGAACAGGGUGUCAUACAUCGGGAUAUAAAGGGCGCAAACAUUCUGACGACCAAGGAGGGCCUCGUCAAGCUGGCAGACUUUGGCGUAGCCACCAAGCAGUCAGGUCUGGACCAGUCGAGUGUUGUCGGCACGCCGUACUGGAUGGCUCCCGAGGUCAUCGAACUAUCCGGCGCUACUACUUCGUCAGACAUAUGGAGUUUGGGAUGCACAGUCAUCGAGCUUAUCGAAGGGAAGCCGCCCUACCACAAGCUCCAGCCCAUGCAGGCCCUCUUCAGAAUCGUCAACGAUGAGCACCCGCCGAUACCUGGAAGUGCCUCUCCGCUGCUGCGCGAGUUCCUCAUGGAGUGUUUCCAGAAGAAUCCCACGCUCCGCAUCUCCGCAAAACGCCUCCUCAAGCACCCAUGGAUUCUCAGCGCCAAGCGGACUGUCCCUGCAGUACCCACAAAACCUACCGAAUAUCAGGAAGCAGUCAAGUCCGUGCAGGAAUGGAACGAGGCAUUAAAGUCGCCCAGCUCCCUGCGCCGAAGCUCGCGUCUUGUGUCGGGCUUGCAGAAAGCCAGUCCUGCUGCUUCAUCUCGCAAGAAUCCGGCCAAUGUUAAUCUCAACAUCCCGAAGCACAGACCCACCGCUGAGUCGUUCCGCUCCCCGGAGCUAGAUCAUGACGAUAACUGGGAUAAUGACUUUGCCGAAAGCAUAUCGCCCCGCGCCCUGCAGAUGCCACACUUGAAGCCACAGGACAACUUUGGCGGUCUCUUUUCGAGCGACAAGCUCAAGGCUUUUGCCAGUUUUGAGUCGGUUACAGAGAUGGCAGAGUACGAUGGCGAGGCUACGGUGAAGAGUCCGAUGAACUUGGCGCAGUUCCAGAGCUUCCCGAAAGCGUCGGGCCAUAGAGCGGUUGAGAGAUCGAGAGGCGCCAAUGGUAGACCUAGGACGUCUGCGUCAUCAUCGAACACGUCUUCGAGAUCAAAUUCGAACGCUUCCACAUCAGAGUACGAGGAUAGACAUGAGCCUCAGCCUAGAACGGCAUUCCUGCGAGGUACACCAAGGGCUGCACAGCCUCCCAAGCCAAAGACGACAGCGCCAGCGCGGCCAAGUCAGCUCUUUCGCGAGGACACUGUCGAGGAUUAUUCGGAUCUCAUGCCAGCUGAUGAGGGUGCCUUUGAGCGUAAGCUAGCGUCCAUGCAGUACGCAAACUCGCCAGCCGUGCCAUCUAGACAAGUAAUCGUCACCAACUCCAGUCCACCAUCUGAUACUUUCUCUCCACGACUGUUCCAUCCCAGCGACCUAAAAGCAGGGCCCAAGUCAACACGCGAUCUCAAGUCUGGUGGCAAUGUCCAUCAGAGAUCGACGAGCUCGACAUCGACACGGAAGCAACUACAACGGACGCAGUCGGAAAUUGAGAUUCAAAAGUACGCCGAGGAUGAAGGCGAUGACUUUUCGGAUGUCUUUGGUGACAUCAAGAGUCAGCUUGCUAAUCCUAGCCGAGCCGAGAGUGAUAGUGGGAGUGAGCACAGCAGUCUUGCCAUGAUCACAUCGAAGAUGGCGAACUCUUUCAUCAUAGCCGACGAGGAUGAUCUUGAUCCGUUCGCGAACCUUGAUGAGGGCCUCGACAAUAUCAACUUGGAAAACAACGUCGCGCGAGACCGGGACGAUCGGUUGACGAAGAUGACGGAGAGUCUUGUGGGCUGUCUGAAGACAAGUCAACCCGACGACGAGCUACUCGACAUUGCAGAUCAAUUACUGCAGGUGCUACAUGAAUCUCCGGAUAAGCGAUCAAUCAUAUUGCGAAGUCACGGCAUGCUGCCGAUUUUGGAAAUUCUCGGAACCAGGCCGCACAACGAGGUGGUCCUACCCCUUCUGAAGAUUAUCAACCUGAUCAUCCUGGAAGACUCUGAAUCGCAAGAGAGCUUGUCGUUCUUGGGUGGCAUCCCUACCAUUUGUUACUUUGCUUCCAAGAAGUUCCCUAGCGACAUCCGGAAAGAGGCUGCGGCUUUCGUACGGCAGAUGUACCAAACCAGCACAUUGACGCUGCAAAUGUUCAUCGGCUGUGGUGGUAUCAAUGUGCUCGUUGAGUUUUUGGAAGAGGACAUUGACGCUGAGCGCGAUCUGGUGCUCAUCGGUGUCAAUGGCGUCUUUGGUGUUUUCGAAUUACAAGGACCGACCCCGAAGAAUGACUUUUGUCGCAUAUUCUCGAGAUCGAGCGUACUAUACCCCCUCAGCUUGGUGCUGAACCGUAUGGUGGAGGAAGAUGGGGAGGUUGCACGCCUUAUCGUCGGCAGGAUUGUACAGAUCUUCCUCAUCUUCUCGCAAGCAGAGAGUCAUGUCAAGGAUCUUGUGGCGGAUCGGAUGAUCCUGAAGCGUGUAUUGAAAGAUCUCCGCAAGAUGGCACCACCGCACCAGAUCACGAUGCUCAAGUUCAUCAAGAACCUCAGCUCCCUCUCGUCGACCCACGAAGCCUUACAAAACUCCAACGCGAUCGACAUCCUCAUCGAAUUACUGAAGUCGACCCGGCAGAAAGACGCAAUGAGCCGCAGUCAGCAGCGAUCGGCCUCUGACCCAGCGCGACUACCUCCCUUCCACCGCGAGAUCUCGAACCAGAUCCUCAAUACCAUGUACAACUUGUGUCGGCACAACAAGAGCAGACAGGAGGAGGCUGCGUUGUCGGACAUUAUUCCUCUGCUGAAGGAAGUUGUGCGUGAAGGCGGCCCGCUCAAGGAGUUUGCGCUGCCGGUGCUGCUUGAGAUGGUCAACUCGGGCAAGGUGGCACGGAAAAUGUUGUGGGAUGCAAAGGGUCUGGCGUUCUACGUUUCGCUGUUGGGCGACCGCAAUUGGGCGGUAACGGCCCUGGAUGCCAUUUUCGUGUGGCUCCAGGAAGAAACCGCGCGCGUCGAGCAAUACCUUCUCUCCUCACAAUCGAACUUUACCGUCGCCAUCAUCUCCGCGUAUACCUCCGCCGACCUCCCACACUCAACCUUCGAGAACAUGCUCGAGCCACUGCAGAAGGUGGUUCGCUUGUCACCACCAAUCGCUGCCUCCCUCGCCGUACCCGAGAUCUUCGGUCGCACAGAACAAAAGCUGGGACACAAGGAUGCCGUGACGCGUCUGAACUUCCUCCGUAUCCUGCGGACGAUUUGCGACGCGAAGGACGAGGGCUGCUGGCUUAUACGCGCAUUCGGCUGUUACGAGCGCAUCAGCUGGCUCAUGGAACACGACUCUGCAGUGUUGGUACGCCAAAUGGCCGAAGAGCUCGUCCGCGCCUGCGACGAAGUCGAACUCUCCGGCAUCAGUAAAGGCUCCAACGGCAAACGAAGCCUUAGUCGCGCCUCGAAUGUAGGCAUGAACCUCCGCCGCCCCGCCUCCUCAGCCGGCCGCCGCGACGGCUCUGGCUCUAGCACCGGUUCCACGCUCGUUAGCAGCGGCAUGGGUCUCACACCCCCUACACCCAACUCCCUCAAAUCCACCUUCAUGCUCCCACCCAUGUCUGGCACACCGACAGGCCACCGCGGCGACCACCGCAUUACGCGCUCCCAAUCCUCAACCGCAAUGUGGGAUCUCGCUGAAGACCCCACCGCCGUCCUCCCUCCUUCUUCGUCUGGAAGAUCGAAACCACCCGCUCUCGCCCGCAGUUCCACGUCUUUCGCCGCCCUCCAAUCAAACACCAGCACACCAACCGGUCCACGCACUUCCUCCCGUCCUCCGUCCCGCGACGCAGCAACCAGUCUCGCGCGCAUAGAAGCGAAUCACAACAACGCGAAGUCCUCGUCUCGACUUCCCAAAGCGCGUCAAGGACGCAUCAGCGAAGCCGUGAGUCGGCGCCGGCAGAGUGUUGUCGGAGGCGAGAACGAAACACCACCGAGCCAUGCGUCUUCGCAUGGCCAUAGCACUGGGUCUCCUGCUCCGUCGAGUAGCCAGCCGGUGCAUUCGACGAGUAAUGCGCCGCCGCUCCCACGGCUGCAGAUUGUGAGGAGGCGGAGGGAGACUAGUGGCGGGGAGAUGAGUACGGCGGCGAGGAAGGGGGUGCAGGAUUAG